Messenger RNA from Penicilliopsis zonata CBS 506.65, 1144 nucleotides. RefSeq lists its product as hypothetical. The record is from RefSeq and is a predicted model, not a curated record. The coding region runs from base 342 to 1130 and encodes 262 amino acids. NCBI's taxonomy places the organism in Eukaryota, Fungi, Ascomycota, Eurotiomycetes, Eurotiales, Aspergillaceae. The transcript has a single exon.
CUCAGGCUUAAUUAUAAAGAACCCACAUAAAUGGCUGACUUAUCUGGAGUAUUACUAUUUGCCGUGACAUACUCCGCGGACUGAAGUUUUCCAAACGAUUAGAUAUCCGGAUCCAGGUUCCUAAAUCGGAAGGACGGCGACCCCACCUACAGACUUGACUGUUGAUUGAUGACUCCCAACUUCCAUGGGAAUUCUAUCGUGACUCUUCUGUCGGUGAGCAGAGCCAACUGCGGCUCGGUUCGACAACCAAGUCUCGGCGAAAUCGCUGCCAUAAGAAUAUGAUUAACUUCCCCCCCCCCAGAAGCUUGUUUACUGUCUCUAGAUAACACCCACCUACAACCAUGUAUCUUCCAUCCGGCCACGCAGAGUCCUCCAUCGAAGCUCUUUUUGCCCUGAUCAAGGAGAAUCCGCUCGGAGUUCUCACCACCGCCAUCCAAUCGCCGUCUUUCCCGUUGCUGCAGUCCAGCCAUAUCCCAUGGGUGCUGGACGUUUUCUCAACCGAUCCCGACACGCCCGUCAAGGGUCGUUUACGUGGACAUAUGGCCAAGCAGAAUCCGCAGGCAAAGGCCAUCAUUGAAGCCCUGACUGCUGCAGACUCUCAGUCAACGUCCCAGUUGCAGCAGGAUGUUAUGAUCCUGUUCACGGCCUCGUAUCAUCACUACGUGACGCCAAAGUUUUACACUGAGACUAAACCCGUCAGCGGCAAAGUCGUGCCCACCUGGAACUACGCCGCCGCACAGGUAUACGGCAAAGCUACGAUUUACUAUGACUCAUCAUCCUCUGAAACGUCCGAGUACCUAUCACAACAGGUCCAUGAUCUGUCUCGGAUGUGCGAGACCUCAAUCAUGGGAUACACGGGCCAGGACGAGAGACCGGGACCCUGGAAAGUGGCAGAUGCACCAGACCGGUAUGUUGAUAUCUUGAAGAAGAAUAUUAUCGGCAUCGAGAUAGCGAUUGAGAACAUCGGCGGCAAGUUCAAGAUGAGCCAGGAGAUGGGUGUCGGUGACCGCAACGGCGUUAUUGAAGGGUUUAGCAACCUUGGAUCGGAUAUUGGCCAGAAAAUGUCUGCUGUAGUGAAGGAGCGAGGGGAGAUGAAAGAUGCUGCCAAGAUGGCAUGGAAACAGAAAUAGUACCAGGUACAGGU